AUGGUCAUCGCAUAUUCCAAAUGCUCAAACUUUAGCUCCGCACGCCAAGUGUUCGACGAAAUUCCCCACAAGAGUGUUUUCUCGUAUACUGUUUUAAUAGUCGGUGCGACGGAGAACGGGUUUCACCGUGAUGGGUUUGGUUACUUUGUCGAGAUGCUUCGUUGUGAUGUUUCCCCCGAUGAAUACGCUCUUUCUGCGGCAGCACAGGCGUGUGUUGGUGUGGAUGACGUUAGUCUUUUUGAAAUGGUUCACGCUCAGGUUUUGUUACGUGGCUUUUCGUCUCAUACGUUUGUUGACACGUCUUUGCUUAGCGUGUACGCUAAGUUAGGGAGGAUUAGGGAUUCAUGUAAGGUGUUUAACUCCAUGGAGAGUCGUAACGAGGUUUCAUGGAAUGCGAUGAUAUCAGGGUUUGUGUCAAACGGUUUUUACUCGGAAGCGUAUGUUAGUUUCUUGAGGAUGAUGGAAGAAGGGAUUAGACCGAACGUGCCGUGUUUUAUUAGUGUUUCCAAAGCUAUUGGGAAGCUGGGAGAUGUUGAGAAAGGUAGAUACGUUAGUAGUGUGGCUUUGGAGAUGGGUAUGCAGUCAAAUGUACACGUGGGGACAGCUUUGAUUGAUAUGUUUGCGAGAAGUGGAUGUGUGGCUGAAGCACGGUCGGUUUUUGAGUCGAGUUUCUCUGGAUGUGGAGUGAGUUUACCGUGGAACGCUAUGUUAUCUGGUUAUACGAUGGCUGGGGAGGGAGGAGAAGCGAUGUUGAUGUUCCUUAGAAUGUGUCAGAAUGAUGUGAAACGAGAUGUAUAUACAUAG
This is a messenger RNA of Eruca vesicaria subsp. sativa (arugula), 804 nucleotides long. The record is from the annotation of a GenBank genome assembly. Lineage: Eukaryota; Viridiplantae; Streptophyta; Magnoliopsida; Brassicales; Brassicaceae.